This is a messenger RNA of Magnolia sinica, 1803 nucleotides long. Its product is annotated as 7-deoxyloganetic acid glucosyltransferase-like. Lineage: Eukaryota; Viridiplantae; Streptophyta; Magnoliopsida; Magnoliales; Magnoliaceae. Gene Ontology annotation, molecular function: UDP-glycosyltransferase activity. Bases 14 to 1471 code for a protein of 485 amino acids. The record is from RefSeq and is a predicted model, not a curated record. The transcript has 2 exons.
AAACUCGCCGUCUAUGAAGCGUAGAACAGCAAUGGAGAAAGCGUCCCCGCACGUGCUCAUUUUCCCCUUCCCACUCCACGGCCACAUCAACUCCAUGCUCAUAUUAGCAGACCUCCUAUGCCUAGCUGGCAUCCACGUCACCUUCCUCAACACCGACCACACCCACCACCGUCUUCUCCGCUCAAACCCUGACCUCCUGGUCGACCGGCCCGGCUUACGAUUCCGUUCAAUCUCCGACGGCCUCCCGCUGGACCAGCCCCGACCUAUUGAUCGGAUCACGGACCUCUUCGUCUCGCUCAGAUCGGCAACGAAGCCGCUCCUCCGGGCGAUGCUGGCGGGUUCCGGCGGGGGGCUGGGAUCUGACGACCCGGUGACGUGUGUUGUGGCGGACGGGCUCUUGUCGUUCGCGAUCGACGUCGCAGAUGAGGUUGGCAUCCCGAUCUUCAUCUUCCGCACGGCCAGCCCUUGCAGCUUCUGGACAUUUUUCUGCGGUCCGGCACUUGCAGCAGGAGGGGAGAUUCCAUUUGAAGAAGAUGACAUGGAUCGUCUAAUAAUAGGCGUGCCGGGAAUGGAAGCCUUCCUCAGACGUCGAGACCUACCCAGUCUCUUCCGAGUCAAGGAACUCAGUGACCUCAAUCUCCAAUUCAUCUUGACCGAAGCUCAAGACGCGACUCGAGCCUCGUGCGUCAUUCUCAACACCUUCGAAGACCUCGACGGUCCCAUCCUGUCCCAUAUCCGUGCCCACUGCCCCACAACGUAUGCCAUUGGACCCCUGGACGCCCUCCUCAAGUGUCGACUCACCGAGUCAAACGACUUCACCCCUACUUCCAUUAGCCUCCGGACGGAGGACAGGACCUGCCUGACGUGGCUCAAUUCCCAGCCAGACAAAUCCGUCCUCUACAUCAGCUUCGGCAGUGCCGCGGUCGCGACUCAGGAACAGUUGCUGGAAUUCUGGCACGGUGUGGUCAACAGUCAGACCCGCUUCUUGUGGGUCAUGCGCCCGGACGUCGUUGAUAGAAUGGGUCAGAUACCAGCCGAGCUGAGGGAAGCAACAGACGAGAGGGGGCGUCUUGUAGGGUGGGCCCCACAAGUGGAUGUGCUGGCCCACUCGGCGGUUGGCGGGUUCUUGACUCACUGUGGGUGGAAUUCGACAUUGGAGAGCGUGUCCGCGGGAGUACCGAUGAUUUGUUGGCCCUUCUUCGUGGACCAGCAGACAAAUAGUCGGUAUGUUGAGGAGGUAUGGAAGGUUGGCUUGGACAUGAAAGAUCGAUGCGAUAGAAGAACGGUUGAGAUGAUGAUCAGGGAGUUGAUGGAAGGUAAGAGGGAAGAGUUAGUGAAAUCGACGGCUAGGUUUGCUGAUCUAGCGAAGAGAAGUGUGAGCCAAGGUGGGUCAUCCUACAUGAGUUUUGAGAAAUUAGUCGAGAACAUUAGAUCAAUGUGCCAGCGGGCGCACCCUGAUGGAGGAAAAUGAUCAGACGGUGUUAGUGAUCCAUCUCCAUCGUGAACAAACGAGCAUGGCUUAGGCAAUUUUAUUUAUAUGUAUUAAAUACUCUUAAAGCUAAUUCGACCCAGCCUAGACGCUUGCUAGGCCAGGCCGAUUAUUUCUUUAUAGCUAGGUACAUCACAUGAACCUGGAUGAAAUCUGUUGUGGGAAAAAUGGUCCUGCUCAGCUGGCAACCUCACGGCAUCGUCGGUGUUCCCAACUCUUGGAAGUAUAGCACCAAAAGAACUCUCCACGGACCCAACGGGUAUAGUUCGGAGUUGGGCCCAUCCGGGCUCAGCCUACACAUGGGCUCAGAUCGU